AUGACCUCUGGCCCUCUGUGCUAUGGGCGCACAGCCCUCCGCUCAGCACGCAGAUGGGAGACCUUCGCGAAGCGGGAGUCCUCCACCUACGCUCAGCUGAAAUUCCUGCACAGGUGCCUUGAUGAGGACGUCCUACCGAAAUGCCUCAGAUAUAGACCGCCUGUGAACACUGACCUUUGCCGACGGACGAUGGCAGACUUCAAGAAGAAAAUGAUCAGGGUACUGAUACGAGACUCUCACGCCCGCAUCCACAAGUACCGCCAGAUGAUUGAACAUCAUUCGUCAACUUGCCAGUCGAUCUUUACGGCACACGAGAUAGGGAUCCUCAAAGCUGCAAUUCUCGACAGCGCUCGGCGUCAUCGCCAGUUGCGUGAUGACCAGUUGUCUGGAAAAUUUGAGAAAAUAAGUCCGCCAAAACAGCCCUCUGCUGACGGUGCCUUGGUUCACAACUUGUCCUCUCAUCAUUUCACUCAGCAACAACUAGCGGUUCUAUCCUAUGACGCGAAGUUCAGCACAAGAGAUGCUCAAACAGAAGACUUUAUUGCAUCCUUUGAAUCGGCGCUCCAGAAGUGUGAGCCAGGCGAGGAGUGCAAAAACUCCAUGCGACAACAAGUGUCGACCUUACUCCUCCAACACAAACGCCAGAUGACGAUUUCUAAAGCAGAAGAUCGAGAACUUCUGAAGAUACGAAAAAUGAAGGAUAUCGUCACCCUGCCCGCCGACAAGGGGCGCUCGACUGUCGUCAUGGAUAAGGCUGAGUACUGUACAAAACUAGGCAACCUCUUGAUGGACAAGGAAUCUUAUGCGCCAUCGACCGUCAGCGAGUUUAAGAAGCUCGUAAACAGCAUAAACAAUACGAUCGGCAAGCUGAGGAAGGCGGGAGCUCUUACGAGAAGGGAAGCGUUGGCCGCAAAAGCCAGUGAUACCGCGAUGGCGCACUUCUACGGCCUACCAAAGGUCCACAAGCAGGGGGUGCCGCUACGCCCCAUCGUCUCCUUACGUGGCACUCCAACCUUUGGGCUAUCAAAGUGGCUGUACCAGCGACUUUGUUUCCUUACCAAGGAUUCGGAGUGGACAGUGAAGUCGGCUGAAGAGUUCUUGACGCGCAUCAAACAUCUCGAAGUGGAGGCAGAUGAGGUGAUGGUGUCAUUUGACGUGAUCUCAUUAUUCACCUCCAUCCCACCCGCGCUGGCUAUCGACACUAUUGAUGGCUUUUUCCGGGAAAAGUAUGAUGAGACCGACCAACAGCUCAAACGAGCACACAUCAUCGAGCUCCUAGAACUGUGUCUGAAGACCUUCUUUACAUUCAACGGCCAAGUCUACGAGCAAAAGAAGGGGACACCGAUGGGCUCGCCUCUGUCUGGACUAAUUGCCGAAGCAGUUUUGCAGAGACUCGAGCAGCAGGUCUUCAGCUCGUACCCCCCGAAGUUCUGGGCCAGAUACGUGGACGACACGUUCGUUGCAAUCAAGAGGAGCGAGGUGAAGGCUUUCAAGACAUUGUUGAACUCAAUCUUCCCCGACAUUCAGUUUACUAUGGAAGAGGAAGUAAACAAUCAGUUGCCCUUCCUGGACGUACAAGUUACGAGAUUGACAGACGGGAAGAUAAGAACAACGGUUUACCGUAAGGCAACAAAUACUAGGCGCAUCCUCCACUUCCGAAGCAACCACCCUGUUGGUCAUAAACGCAGUUGUGUCAGAACUCUCUUUCAACGUGUUCAAACACACUGUAGCGACGACAGUGGGAGGAAGGAGGAGAUGAAUUACUUACAGGGCCUUUUUAAAGCCAACGGCUACCCGAAGUCCUUCAUACGCAAAUGCCUUAAAAAGUCUCAUUUUGAGCGGUCGAGUGGAGAAAAGCCCAAGUUCUGGCUCUCAAUACCCUAUGUGAAGAACGUAUCAGAGGCAACGGCAAGAAUCCUAAAACCUUUUGGGAUUGGCGUGGCUCAUAAACCCGAAUGUACCAUCAGACAGCAAAUCAUGAAGCCCAAGGACCCGCUACCAACAACAGAACAGUCGGCGGUGGUCUACAGCAUACCAUGUCUAAAUUGCAAUGCAAGGUAUGUUGGUGAAACGGGCAAACGCCUCGGCACAAGAUUGCACGAACACCAACUUGCAAUCAACCGCAAGGACAAGCUGUCUUUGGUCUAUGGCCACAUACGAGAACUGAACCACAAUUUUGCCCUUGAGAAAGCGAGGGUAAUUGGUCGAGCCAAUGAGAAGAUGGCCAGACUGGUGCUCGAAAGUUGGUCCUCGACUGGUACACUCAACCGAGCUAUAGAUCUCCAUCCCGCCUACCAAGCACUCCGUACAAGGCUCGGAUCAGUCCGGACAGGACCAGUAAGGCAAGCGAGCACGCGGGACCGAGAGUCAACGCUCACGGAAAAGGGCGGAAUUGGGGGCCAGAGGUCAUGUGACCAAAGCCGAACACUGUCUCACCGAUGCACCCGCGAAGCUGAAUGCUGCUCACCUGAACAGCAACGACCGAUCAGUCCAUCGGCUGACGUGGGAGGGGCCAAGCGGCACGUUGAUUUGACCACAACUAAGCCGACCCCAAAGGGAACAAAGGUCACGCAGGCCUAUCAGCGGUCAGCUCCGGGGAGGUCUAAGCCAGUCAGCGGCAAACAGGCAGGUCAAAGUUCGUGCGUCCAGCACGGCUAUAAUACGAGACAAGCGGCAAGACUGAAUAACUCAAGACCCGCAAGUGAAACAACUACGCUACUCUGA
Messenger RNA from Spirometra erinaceieuropaei, 2724 nucleotides. NCBI's taxonomy places the organism in Eukaryota, Metazoa, Platyhelminthes, Cestoda, Diphyllobothriidea, Diphyllobothriidae. The record is from the annotation of a GenBank genome assembly.